This is a messenger RNA of Tinamus guttatus (white-throated tinamou), 1424 nucleotides long. Lineage: Eukaryota; Metazoa; Chordata; Aves; Tinamiformes; Tinamidae. The record is from RefSeq and is a predicted model, not a curated record.
AUGGCGGCAGGUGGCGACAGUGGAUUGGAAGGGUUAGGAGGACCAGGAGUGCAGCUUGGAAGUCCUGAUAAGAAAAAGCGCAAAGCAAAUACACAGGGAUCAUCAUUUCCUCCUCCAUCUGAAUAUGCUCCACCGCCGAAUCCAAGCUCUGACCACCUUGUAGCUGCAAAUCCGUUUGAUGACAACUACAAUACUGUGUCUUAUAAACCACUUCCUUCAGGAAAUCCAUAUUUUAGUAAUCCUGGUUAUCCGGGCUUUGGAGGCUAUAACACUUUCAGAAUGCCGCCUCACAUGCUGCCCAGAGUGUCCUCACCAUACGGUGGUUCUUAUGCUCUCAGAAACCAGCCGCACCCCCUUCCUCAAAACCCUGUGGGAAUGGGUUUUAGCCGACCCCACUCCUUCAGCUUUGGCCCACAUGAUAACCCAGGUUUUGGGAACCAACCACCUUACAGCGGUGGUCAGAUAAAUCAGAAUGUUGGUAUUCCUGGUCAACAUUUCAGAUCAAAUCCUGCUGAGAACUUUGGUCAUUCUAGUCAGAUACCUCACCCUGAUGUGCCGACUAACUUUGGUCCUGGAAAUAAUCCAAAUUUCCCAAAUUCUCAGCUAGAUUCAAACCAUUCUUUUGUUCCUCCACCAAACUCUUACAACCAGACAAAAUCAUCGGCACAAAAGCAAGACUUCAGUCAAGGUGCAAGCAAAGCAUCCAGCCAGAACACUGCUACUCAUCAGCAUCAUCACAGGACAGAGGACAUUGUGAGUCAAGGUAACAGUGACCUAAAAAAUGUUACUCGAAACAAUGUGGUAAACCAGGAUAACAGCCAUUCUAAUAGUGCUGAUAACACUAAUACUGGUCAUUCAAAUGGGACUCAGAGCAAGUCCCGCCAGCCUCGAGGUACCACCGAAGGAUGCAAUUCUGAAAAAGGCAGCAAAACACCCCUUCAUCCCAGUCGUCAUGGUCACUCAUCCACUGAACCUGUCUAUCCGUGUGGGAUUUGUACACAUGAAGUUAACGAUGACCAGGAUGCUAUCUUAUGUGAAGCCUCUUGCCAAAAAUGGUUUCAUCGCAUCUGCACGGGCAUGACUGAGUCAGCGUAUGGCCUUCUCACAGCAGAAGCAUCAGCAGUGUGGGGUUGUGACACGUGUAUGGCUGACAAGGAUGUCCAGUUAAUGCGCACAAGGGAAACUGCAGGCCCCCCUGCGCUGAACACGGAUGGCUAACGACAUGAAUUGGUGAUAGUGGCUGAAAUACUUGUUACAAAGGUUUGGUCAAAUGCAAAUUUGGUAUGUCGCUUUCUGCAGACAAUCAGUUCUGUUUGAUUGCUAUUUUUUUUUUUUUUUUUUCCUUAGUCUGUUUUCAUUCAAACUUACAUCUCAAUUUUGCUAUUAUUAGUUUCAGGUGUGCAAAUGUUCUACUGUUUAAUCAG